Messenger RNA from Paralichthys olivaceus (Japanese flounder), 2354 nucleotides. It is a transcript of the gene parvg, whose product is annotated as parvin, gamma. Gene Ontology annotation, cellular component: focal adhesion; actin cytoskeleton; cytoplasm. Gene Ontology annotation, molecular function: actin binding. Lineage: Eukaryota; Metazoa; Chordata; Actinopteri; Pleuronectiformes; Paralichthyidae. The record is from RefSeq and is a predicted model, not a curated record. Gene Ontology annotation, biological process: establishment or maintenance of cell polarity; substrate adhesion-dependent cell spreading; cell projection assembly.
UUCUCAUUUCUGAAAUUCACAACAGCCUCCAUUCAGAUUGAGCACAGCUUCUCAUAUCAGUGUUUUGACGGUUUGUGGAUUUGACAUCAGUUAAGUAUCUCGGUGCAGCUGAAGUCACCUGAUUCUGUCAAGUCGGAGCUGAAGUGUGUCGAAGCACCGCUGGCUCCUCUGCAGGUUUGUUUUGGACAGGUAUACCUCGUCUUGAGGAGGACUGAUGGAGGCGGACAUCUUUGAGAGUUACAGAGAGGAGCAAGCAGUGGACGCUCAGUAUUUCCAGGGAGAGAAGAGGAAGCUCAUUCAGCCGACGUCUUUAAAAGACCCCAAGCUUGGGAAGCUGAUGGAUGCAUUAGUUGAUUGGAUCAAUAGGACUUUGAAACCGGAGCACAUAGUGGUUCAGAAUCUGCAGGAGGAUCUGUACGAUGGACUGGUGCUUCAUCAUCUGCUGUCCACGUUGGCCGAUGUGCAUGUGCCUGUGGAGGAGUUAGCAUUGACCAGUGCCGCUCAGAUACGCAAGCUGGAACUGAUCCUGGAGGAGUUGGACAGGAGACUGGGCCCGCAGGACGGCAGCCAGAUCAAAUGGAACAUCCAACUCAUCCACAACAAAGACCUUCUGGCUACGAUUCAUUUGCUGGUUGCCAUGGUGAGAUGUUUCCAGCCUGAACUGGAUUUGCCUCCGAAUGUGAAGGUUGAAGUCGUGUCACUGGAAGUCAACAGUGGUGGAAUCAAAUCCGAAGUACAGACAGAAGUCUUGACAGAUGAUCGGCCUGACAACUCAGGCUCAGACUCCCUCAGCAAUUCUGAAAGGGACGAUCCCAUUGAACAACUGCUGAGGCUGGAGGCUCACAAGGUCAACACGGUGAAGAAGGCCAUUUUACACUUUGUCAACCAGACCAUGGCGUCGAUGGGUCUGCAGGUCGCUGAUAUGGACAAACAGUUUGCCGAUGGCGUCAUCCUGCUGCUGCUGAUUGGACAGUUAGAAGGCUUCUUCAUCCCACUCUGUGACUUCAAACUGACCCCUGUCAAUCAAUCUGAAAUGGUACGGACGCAUCACAGAAGAGAAGUGCUUCACAAUGUGACCUUGGCCCUGGUCCUCCUGAAUGAUACAGGCCUGCAACUCUCCAGUGUUAAACCACAAGAUAUUGUCUCUCAGGACGCCACAGCCACCUUGAAGGUUCUUUACGCCUUGUUCAAGAAGCACAGAGAGAAAUGAGAGGCGCUCAAGAGAAGAAUUCAGGAGCUGGAAGUAAACACAGAGCUGAAGAAGGUGGAGUGAUUGACCGGCUUCAUCUGUCAUCUGUAGCAAAUACUGGAAAUGUUCUUAUGCAAAGGGUGAUGUUGACUUUUGUUGAUCCUCUCACCCAAAUUUUUGCAAGAGGCUUAAGUAGCCUUUACCAGUCAAUCGUAAUCUACAUAGAGGGCCACAGCGUUUAUGGAAACAAAAUAUUGGAGCAAAGCUGAUUAAAAUCUAAGUUUAUAGACUUGACGUGAAUAUUUAAAAACAUGAUUUUCUUGAAAACACACAGACACCAUCGGCAGCUGUUAUCACAAACACUUCAGACAUCUUCGUCAGUGUCUUCUACAUGUGUGUCACAGCUUUUUCACCUUUAGACAUUUGUCUCAAGGUCGUGCGUUAGAAGUGUCACCAACCCCCCCACUCAUUCACAGUGAAUCCAGCGGGGAUCCCCCCCCCCACUGUCUUCACACGUCGAAUUCUCUUGACUGUCUAUGGACGUAGGAGGCCAGGCGAAGACAGUCUGCAGAAACUGUGAAGCAUUUCACUCAGGCAUUUGCGUUCACACAUGCACCUCAAGCAAACCUAUUGUCUUUUUUAAAAACAUAUUUUUCUUCACGAUCUGUCACCGCUCAUGUGUUGUGGUUAUUCUUGGUUAUUUGCUGGAGUUUUCUCAAAAAAACAAUGUGCGUUUCUUUUCCCUCUGCUUCUUUCAUGUGUUGCUGCCAACAGUCUGUUACCUCCUCUAGUCUGAAUGCUAUUGUCAUUUAUAGAUAGCAUUUUCUCCCAUCCAAUUGCAUGUCGAAAGAGUGCCGCACACGGAGGGAGGUACUGAAAAGGAAAGACAGAAAAAAUAGCGGUGGUUCCAUCAAACCAUAUUAUAUAAAUGAUGUGUUGAAUUAAAAAAAUGUUGAUCAGAAAAUGUAAUCACCUCCUGUGUGGUAAGGAAGUGUAGUUGAAAAGAAAGUUACUUCCUUUGUCUUAAAUAAUGAUAGAAAAAUACCACUGCUUCUCUGGACAUUGUGUGUGUGUGUGUGUGUGUGUGUGUGUGUGCAUUAGCAUAAAGUUCAUUCUUUGUUUUUGUCUGAAGGUUAAUGUAUGAAAUUUGGGCAACAGCAAUAAA